Messenger RNA from Triticum dicoccoides, 625 nucleotides. RefSeq lists its product as uncharacterized. The record is from RefSeq and is a predicted model, not a curated record. The coding region runs from base 146 to 625 and encodes 159 amino acids. The transcript has 2 exons. Lineage: Eukaryota; Viridiplantae; Streptophyta; Magnoliopsida; Poales; Poaceae.
UCGUGGAAAUGCCAUUGAAUCAAAGCUAGGGGUGGUGGGUGGGGGAGUUCAUCCUUUUCCAUGACGAUGCUUCUACUUCUGUACCAGUGUACCGCACCCACCCUAUCGUUGGAAACAGACCCCCGGCCCCUCGCACGGCGCGCGCAUGGCGGUAGGCAGGAUGCUGGAGCUCCUCGUCUUCUUCUCCACGGCCGGCAGCUUGCUUCUCGACUUGGCGGCGGUGUUCCUCUGUAUCCUGGCCGGCCCAUACUACCCGACGUUUAGGCUGCCCAACCAGUUGAUGUGGUGGACUUCCUUCUGCGGUGCCGUCCCGUGGGGUGCCGUGCUGCUGAUGUUACAGGCCAACUGCUGGUGUCACGGCUGGGAGGCCACCAACGUCGACCUCCUGGUCCUGAGCGCCGUGGAGUGGGUCGUCGCGUGUUCCACCUUCGGCUCGGCGUGUGCGGCCCUCGCCGUCGACCAGCUCGCCAUCCAGCACAGCUACUGCGGCCCGAGGGACGCCGUGUGCUCAAUGUACCUUGUGGCCGCCGCGAUCUCAUGCGCCGCCGGUGCUCUCGCCGCCGCGUCGGCCUUGGGGAUGCUCUGGAUCCUCGCCUCCCGGUUCCGCCCAGUUCACGCGGCCUAG